CCAAGCUCUUUAGUUUCUUUAUAGUUUCUUUUCAGCAGCAGCAUGAAUGGUAUUUACUUAUUCAGCAUCGUUUUGUUUUGCAGUUACGGCCAGUCUCGGUUGUUAUCAAAAGAAAACAGCAAAAGUUGUGGCAUCGACAGCUUGAAGAAAUCACAAGGAGAAGUUUGGACAGAACUCAAGUCAAGCUUCGGGGUUUCGUAUUGCGUAGAAUGUCAAUGCAACUCGCUCGGAAUUGCAGAAUGCAAGCCGUUGUCGUGCCCUGCUACUAAAUGUGAAACUGUAGACUGUUGCUCCUCGUGCACUUCACAUAAUUCGCCACAACCGAAUAAACGAAACCGGAUAAAACCAGAUUCAUCCCGCGCAAACCAGAAUCCUGGUAAUAACGUCGUAGAAGGAGAUUUUGGAAUGUUUUUAGCGGGCUCUGAGAUUUUGUCCAGGAUCCCGAAGAACCAUGGCUGUUUUUACAAGUCAAAGUUCAUAAAAAAUGAAGAAGUUUUUCCGGAUGAAAGUUCGACUGCAUACAAAACUCGAUGCUCACUUUGUGUUUGUAUGGAAGGGGAUAUUUACUGCAGAACUAAAUCCUGCCCACGCCUCAGAUGCCGUCAACCAACCGUAGUAGAUGGAGAUUGCUGUCUUGCUUGUCCGUCUCAAGUCCAAACCACAAGACACAAAGUUACAUCAUCAACAAUCCAGCCUCCAAUAGAGACUCAACUGCCGUGUGUGUCGGGAUCCAAGAGAUAUCAAAGCGAAUCAAAAUGGAAACCUCAAGUGCCAGCAAUGAGUGAAACAUGCGUGGAAUGCGAGUGCAAGAAUGGCAACGUUCGAUGUCGAAUUCCGAAAUGUCCCGAACUAGAAUGCUCAAAUCCGAUUUCUUCCGAAGACAGAUGCUGCAAAGUGUGUCCACCUGCUACGUCACCACUCAGCUCCACAUUGCCACCCAGCGACUGCCAAAGCGGGCUUGAGUUGCUACAGUAUAUCCCAAUACCGGAGAACCCGCAAAAAGAUCGAAUCGACUUCAGUUUUCGAUUGAAUGAAACUUUUUCUGGCAACGUGACGUCACGUCCGGUUGGAAUUGGGAUCGCUGUUAGGCUGCCACAGACGUUUCUUGUGUAUGAGUGGCUGAUUGAUGAAGAAACGAACAAGAGACGUCAAGUUAUGAACAUGCGAGCAGAAACAUUCCAAAAGUUUGAAGUAUCGAAAAAUAAACUGGGCUCCUUCCGUACAGUUGGAUUCGUAACAAAAAAACGACUUGAAAUAUUUCGCCGCAAGGAGACGCGCUGGAGCACGCGGUGUCGGCGGCGUUGUGGCUUUCGUUUGAAACGAAUUCUCAAGGCUUUGGCCUCCAGCAGUAUAUACUGUGCCCAUUGAAACUGCAUUAUAAUAUAUAAGGGUGCUGGCGGGCAUUAGAUGAAGAAGAAACGUCAACGGUUUUGACUCCACGAGAACAGUAUUGGAAGAAGAAGACGAAAACACAACCUUUUUGGGUCUUAUUUUUAUCUCGUAUAUUGCGCUUAUAUAAUAGGUUGGGGUAGGAAUGGUACAUGUUUUCAUCAUUAUUUAUCAUCUUAUUUGGUAUUAAACAAUAAAUAUUUAGAGAAAAACUGUAUUUUCACGAGUCUAAACUAUAACGUUGUUAAUUACUAAAAACACGCUACCAGGAUAUUUCGAUGUUAUGUGUUAAAGGUAUAGCCCAUCUUAUCCCACAGUAAUAUACCGUUUACAAAAGCAAGUUUACUAUAGGCAUUACAAUAACAAAUACACCAGUUUUUGGAUGCAUUG
Molecule: messenger RNA, 1779 nt
Organism: Ciona intestinalis (vase tunicate)
Lineage: Eukaryota; Metazoa; Chordata; Ascidiacea; Phlebobranchia; Cionidae
Product: chordin-like protein 2
Biological process (GO): cell differentiation; negative regulation of BMP signaling pathway
Molecular function (GO): BMP binding
Source: RefSeq, a predicted model, not a curated record